Messenger RNA from Chara braunii, 2133 nucleotides. The record is from the annotation of a GenBank genome assembly. Lineage: Eukaryota; Viridiplantae; Streptophyta; Charophyceae; Charales; Characeae.
CGAGCGCUCCGGGGUGGACGAGAAAAUGGUACGGACUGAUUUCAUCAGAGGAUUGUCAGAUUCUCAUCUGCGGAAGAAGAUCCGCAAGAAAUGCAACCCUAUAGAACAUACCCUGACGGAGCUAAUCCAGUACGCAAUUAAGUACGGGAAAGAAAAUAACGAUGUGGGUCUGGACUCAGAAUCCGACGAAGAUGACCCUUUGGGUGUUCGACGCAAUAGCUACUCCGCUACGGCACGAAUGUUCACAGAUCGCUUCGGGUUGGGUCCGGCAAAAAAAGGCGUGGACCGGAAAGCUUCUUCCUCUGCUUCGACCUCACGUCGCUCUAGUCAAGCACAAGGAGGUCGGGGUGAGGAAGAAGUGUCCAUAAAAGAGGUCGCGGCCCAAUUAGUUACGGUAGUGGUCCCGCUGACGGAGUUCGUUCAGGCCCUGCAGCGGCAACGCCUAGCCGCCGCACAACGGCAACAAGCGGCUAUGGCCGCCGGGGCCCCUAUGAUAAGACCGACGGUGGCCAGGGCUGUCCCGCCCCUACGCUGUUAUAACUGUAAUCAGCCAGGUCACCUUGCGAAAGAUUGUCCGAAACCUCGAACUCAGGGUGGGCCCGCUGGGCCUUCCCAAAUCCCGCUAGCUGCUCCAACCAUUGCAGGACAAGGGACGGUGGCCACGGUGAUGGAUACCGGGGCAACGGAAAUGGUGACCCCUGCGGCCACCGAGAUAGGGCCCGAUGAAUACAUGGCUGCGGCGAUGUUCGAACCCGGGACCAUCGGAGUGAUACGUCAAGUCCAACGGAUUACCGAGGAAAGCGACCUCGGGUCGUGGCGACCAGGGUUCGAAGACCUUGCGGCACCUAGUCCUGAAUACAAGGAUGGUCAUAUCGACGUAUUGGAUGCCUUGAAGGCUCUGGAUCUACGGAUCCCCAUCCCUAUUCUCUAUCUGCUAACCAUUUCCGAAGCGGCUAACGAAAAGUUGAUCGAACGAUGCCUCAAAAACAGGCGUCGGUUCGAGGAAAGUCGAAAGGGCAAAAAGCCGGUCCUACAGGACCUACCCGCAAACGAGGAGUCGCAGCCCUUGACCUCAAAGCUCACGGAGGGCCCUUAUCCCAUGCACGAGUUCGCGGAGUAUUUGGUGGAACUUACUGACGUGGAGCCGCUGCCCUUCGCCGACGAAGACGCGUGGGAGUUGCACCGUGUGCUGAACAAGUCGGUGGCGCUGGGGAUGUUCCAGUUCUUCGUGGAUCACGAAGACCAUUGCAUCGGGGAGCACUUCGUCGUCUACUACGUCAUCACACGGCCCAAGCCAGCGGAGAAGGAAGGGACGAUGGCGCUGUACCCAUUCGCCCAGCUCCAAACGAUCGAUCCGGGAUUGUUGGAGCUGUUGGAGCUCAUACAUCUUGAGCUCCUCUCCAUUGCGCAAGUGAUCGCGAGCGAGGAGGAGGAGAUCCAACCACGAUUGCGGACGGCGACGGCCCCACGGAGAAUGUACAACGCGGUCGUCAUCCCGGAUUACAUUGCGCAGCGCGCAGAGAGGCUGGAGGACUUCCCGGAGGAAAAGCCGUUGCGACCUCCCUCGUCGUAUCUUCGAUCGGCGCCACCGAAGGCCCCCAAGAAGACGCCGAAGAGGAAGAGACGCCACCCGUCGCCAAGAACGCAAGGUAGCAGGAUCGGUGGCGGCGAGGAGGUGAUUCAGCCCGCGCGCACGCGGAAUCCUGACCCCGUGCCUGGGAGUGCGGCGACGCCCCUAAAGGAGACUGUCGUGCCAUCGCCGCCCUUUCCGCGUGUGCCCGAUCUCAAUCUUGAUGGAGCCGGGUCAUCAUCAGCAGCAGCAGCCGGAGGAGGAAGCCGAAUGGGAUUUCCGGAUCCCAUAUCCAGACCCCCCGUCCUCGCGGGACCUCUCCGUUCCCGCCAGCCACCCCGGGGUGCCCCGGUCAUUGACAUUAGUAGUUCCUCCGAGCCGGACGGUCCAUCUGACAGAGGUGGACUUCAUGGUGGAGCCCGCCACCAUCAGGCUCGAGGCCAUCGCGGGGGCGCCACGCCCUGAUCCGGCCUGGCAGCCACAUCUGACACCCCCUUUUCAAGGGUGUAUUGCGGCGCGACUGAUUGGGACGCUCAUCUACGAGACCGGGCAGCAUCCCAAUG